GGAGGCUGACGGGAGCGGUCACGUAAGCGAUUAAAAGCGUUCACAGUUGUGGCGUAACCAUGAAAGCAGGGAGGGGGCGGCGCCCCGCCCUUCCGAGACGGUUCGUCCCAGUUCAGGCACGAGGGCGAGGGGCGGCCACACCUUGGCACGAGUAUCCGCAAGAGGAGGAGGAAGAAGACGACGAGGAAGAGAAAGAACAAGAACAAGUGGAGCUAGAAGUAUCUCACGAGGUUGACGUUAUUGUGUUUUCGGACGAGGAACAACGAAAAGAACAAGAAGUGGAGGAACAAGUGGAACAAGAGCUAAACGACGACGACGACUCCUCCAUCUCCUCCACCACCAGCGAAGUGGACCACAUCUUCUACGACACCGACGAAGAGGAGAUCGGCAACCUCAUCAGACUUCGAGCGGCGCGGAGAAGGCGGAUGCUGAGGCGGAGAGAGAGGGAAGACGAGGGAAGUUCCAGUGACGGAGACGGAGACGGCGACAGUUGCAGUGAGGGCUCGUCCGUGUACCCAAGCACCGAACACAGCAGUGACAGACGCCCCAGCACUGAAGAGGACGCGAACGAAGGCGAAAAGGUUGAAGUAGAGGAACUCCCGCCACAAGAGCCCACGGAAGGGAGGAUCAGUGAGCCCGCGCGGGAACCAGAAAUCAUGGAGGAGAGCUCCAGAAUGGAACCCGCGCAGGAGGACGGAGCUAUGGAGGAAGAAAGCGCGGAGGAGAGACGCGACCCUGACCAAGAACAAGACAAGGAGGAAAAACGUGAGCUUGAACAGGUGGAAAAGAGCAGACCAACACAGAGGAGAGAGUACAGUCGGAUGUUCGUCUACGUCAGGAAUUCAGUGCUCGUGGUACAAGAGGAAUUGUGGGAGCGGGUCACAAUUCCCGGCAUCUACAACAACCCCCCUCCCCCCCCUCCCAGAAACCGCCCCUCCUCCUCUUCCUACCUCUCCUCCUACUUCCCCCGCCCCUCCUUCAACUCUCUCUCUUCCUCCUCCUCCUCCUUCUCCCCUCCCUCCUCUCCCUCCCCGCCCCCCCCAGGACUGGUUUCGGAGACCAUAGUUGACUUUCUGCUAACGAGAGAGCCGCCCCCGUCAGACCACCACCAGGAGCAGGAAGUGGAAUCCGACUCGUUCCUCCCCUUAUGGAGCUUCGGGCGCGGCAUGAGAUUCGCGGAGCCCCAGACGCUGAUCCACCACCACCGGUCUCUCUUCGGGCCGUUCUUCCUGCCGCGGCGCACAGAGAGGGUUGAGGAGGGCCAGCAGCCGCCCCAGAGCCCGACCUUGCCCGAGCCGGAACUUGACAUCGAGGACAUUCUUCGAGAGUUCCACGCCAACGGAACGGACUCGGAGUACGACCCCCAGCGCGACCGUGAGCGUCAAGAGCUGGCCGAGCGCCGCGCCCUACCAGACUGGCCCCCACAGCCCCUCUCACGACCUCCCCCACAGCCGCAGCCCCUGGACCCCACCACCCCCAGCUGGCAGCCCCGCCCACGCCCCCAGCCCUUAGCCACCCUUCCCAAGACCAAGCCCGAGGGGAAGUCCAUGGCCAAAGAGAGUGAGGCAAGGGUCCGUAUUCUAACAGCCUUGUGGUCUGUGCCAGGGCGAGACCGUGAGGACUUGGUGUGCCGAUCCAUGGCCCGACAACCACUACCUAUGGCCCCACAGUCACAAGCCAUGCCCCCGUUCUCCCAAGCUAUGACACGGCAGACACAAGCUAUGGCCCUGCCCCCUCCAACCAUGGCCCGUAAUACUCCAGCUAUGGCCAGGUCCCUUCUGGCUUACUCCCACUCUCAAGCUAUGGCCCCACAGUCUCCACUAACACCUACAGAGCCUCCACCUGGGCCCAUGCUGUCUCAAGCUAUGGUCACACUGUCUGAAGCUAUGGUCACAGAAUCCCAAGCUGUGCCUUCUCUAUCCCAGGGUAUGCCUUCUCUAUCCCAAGCUAUGCCUUCUCUGUCCCAAGCUAUGUCCCCUUUAUCCCAAGCUAUGCCCACUCUGUCCCACGCUAUGCCUUCUCUAUCCCAAGCUAUGCCCCCUCUACCCCAAGCUAUGUCAUACCUGUCUCAAGAUAUGGCAUUCACGUCUCAAGAUAUGGCAUACACAUCUCAGGAUAUGGCAUACCCAUCUCAAGAUAUGGCCUUCCUGUCUCAAGAUAUGGCCUUCCUGUCUCAAGAUAUGGCCUUCCUGUCUCAAGAUAUGUCAUUCCCAUCUCAAGAUAUGGCCCCUCCCUCCUUAGCCAUGGCCUCAGAGACUCAAGACAUGGCCCAAGCCCUCGCCUUACUGGGCCAACUCAUGUCCCCCCAGCCCCCUGUAACCCAGCCAUGGCCAGCCACCCUGCCCCCCUCCCCCCAGCCCUACAUAACCUGGCCCACCCCCCCACCCGUUCCUGGCUUGGGUAUGCGGCGAGCUAUGGCCCCACACCAGACCCUCAGCAGCCCCCAGCCCCUGAUGUCGCUGCCCCCUCCCCUCGUCGCCUCCGCCCAGAACCAGCGGACAUGUCGGCAGGAGAGGAGGGAGCGGUGCAAUUAUUGUCUUCAAACAGGGGAGGAGGCUAUCUGGCACCGCUUGAAGGAUGAGCUUGGCCGCGUUGUGUGUCCCAUCCUGUCCCAAUAUAAGUGCAAGCUCUGUGGGGCCACCGGGGCCAACGCACACACCCUCAAAUAUUGCCCCCUCAACAAGAUCACCCAUGGGGACCCUGUGGCUGCCGGCAUGCCCCCAGGACUCAUGCCCUACCCCGUCACUUUGGAGGAUGCGCGUGGCCAGAACUAGAUGAGUGUACCCUGUAAUGCCUCGUUUUCUGUCUGGUGUGGGAGAAUGUGGCUUUUAAGGGUUAAUGCAUCUGUUAUUUUAGGCUUUUUAGUUGUAGUUUUUAAUCUGUAAGUUAACUUGUGUGUUUUUUUGUGACUUCCGAGGCCAAAAGUUAAAUGACUGUACCCUGUAAUGCCACGUUUUCUGUGAUUAGUGAGGGAGAAUGUGGCUUCAUGGGGUAAUGCGUCUGUUAUUUGUACAGCUAAGUUUUAAGUGAUCAGUUGUUUUUAUAGUAAUGAAGGUGCAUUUUUUAAACAGCAUUUAAGGCCAUGAUUGAUAAGUGCACCCAGUAACGCUUCAUUUUCUAUGGCAUGUGGGAGAAUGGUGCUUUAAGGGGAAACGCAUCCGUUCUUUACAGUGCCUCGGUCAUGUCAAUUAACGUGUGCCUUUGAAAUUGCCUCAAGCUGUGCCUUUGGUAUCAAUAAGUGUGCGAUUUGCAGUCUAAUAAUGCCAUGUUUUCUGUGUGUGGCGUGAGAGAAUGGCGCCUUAAGGGGAAACCCAUCCAUUCUUUAUAGUGGCACAGUCAUUUCACUUAAAUCGU
Eriocheir sinensis (Chinese mitten crab) is the source of this 3354-nucleotide messenger RNA. RefSeq lists its product as uncharacterized. The record is from RefSeq and is a predicted model, not a curated record. NCBI's taxonomy places the organism in Eukaryota, Metazoa, Arthropoda, Malacostraca, Decapoda, Varunidae. The transcript is spliced from 6 exons. The coding region runs from base 60 to 2774 and encodes 904 amino acids.